Messenger RNA from Aspergillus novofumigatus IBT 16806, 474 nucleotides. RefSeq lists its product as uncharacterized. Lineage: Eukaryota; Fungi; Ascomycota; Eurotiomycetes; Eurotiales; Aspergillaceae. The record is from RefSeq and is a predicted model, not a curated record. The coding region runs from base 1 to 474 and encodes 157 amino acids. The transcript has 2 exons.
AUGACACAACAGUACGCUGCGCAACAGCCCGAGGGGUUUGUCAACCACAUAAACACCAUUGCUAUCAUCGGCGUACGUUCUUCCCAACUCGCAUAUCCAAGGGAUGUGUUUGAUGCUGGCGAUCUCAAGGCGAGCGGGCAAAUUGACAAAAUCUUCACCAAACACAUCGUCAAAAGUGGAAAGCAUGUGGUCACAGCUAUUAACCGAACUGGCAGCUUCCGGAAAUUUCCAGACGGUGUUAAAACAGUCACUGUUGAUUAUGAUGAUGAAAGCUCCCUCGUCUCAGCUCUGCAGGGACAGGAUUUCCUCGUUAUUACUAUGUCCCUUGCUGCAGCCCCGGAUACACAGAGCACACUGAUUAAAGCGGCCGCGAAAGCGGUGUUGUGGAUCGUUUUUCCAUACGUGUGCAGGCGGGUGGUCAAGCCGAACGGUCCCGGGUCCCAUGGAGGAAGCAGUCCUGUAUAUGGCAUCUAG